Molecule: messenger RNA, 2089 nt
Organism: Jatropha curcas
Lineage: Eukaryota; Viridiplantae; Streptophyta; Magnoliopsida; Malpighiales; Euphorbiaceae
Product: Sodium Bile acid symporter family
Cellular component (GO): chloroplast envelope
Source: RefSeq, a predicted model, not a curated record
UUUAAGCCGCGAAAUUUCUCUCACAUGUUAGGUUUUGAUCUUUAUGUUAUGCCAAGAAAUUUCCCCCUCGCGUCUAUUGCGAUCCUUCGAUCGAGGUAUGAGCACAUGUCUUGAACCUGACAAAUACCUACUUGAAAUAUAAAUAUUAUUAGGCCAGCUCAGCUCUGGUCCUACAUGCUGAUUCUUCUUCCUCCCCGCAAUUUCAUAUCCUUUCCUACUAGAUCCUCUCUCCCUUUCUACUUCGCCAAAAGCCAUUGAACUCAAAGCUUACCGUAGAUCUCAAAAUUCAAUGGCGGGAGUCAUUCAAACCUUAUUUCUCACACCUCCCUCACCUCAAAAGCUGUCUUAUCACCACCGAUUCUCUAAUUUCCGGCCAAUCUGCAAGCCAUACUUUACCCGCUCUUCUACCAUUUUCAAUCCGAGCCGUUCGAUCAAGAUUCCUACUAGAAUCAGAGCAUGCGAACGAUCUGAUAAGGUAUAUGGAAAUGGAAGUGGAAGUGGAAGUGGAGCUGCUAAAGCUUCGGGUUUGUCAUUGGGGAAUCAGCUGUCAACUUUUGUAGACAGGAAUUUUCUUCCACUAGCUCUUAUUGGUGGAGUACUGUUAGGACUUGCAAAUCCAAGUCUUGGUUGUAUUGCUGAUAAAUUUUAUCUAUCAAAAAUUACUACAGUUGGGAUAUUUUUCAUCUCAGGUUUGACAUUGCAAAAUGGGGAAAUUGGUGCUGCUGUAAAAGCUUGGCCUGUGGGACUUUUCGGCCUUUUUUCCGUUUUAUUGUUCACACCAUAUUUUUCAAAGAUGAUUUUGCAAAUUCAGCUCCAGCCACAGGAAUUUGUAACAGGACUGGCUUUCUUUUGCUGCAUGCCAACUACAUUAUCAAGUGGAGUUGCUCUAACUCAGCUGGCUGGAGGAAACUCAGCACUUGCUCUAGCAAUGACAGUGAUAUCAAAUCUUCUAGGAAUUUUGAUUAUACCCUUUUCUAUCUCCAAAUUUAUAGGUGCUGGUGUUGGUGUAUCUGUUCCAACUAAGCCACUGUUGAAAAGUCUUGUUCAAAUGCUUCUAAUCCCUCUUAUUGUGGGAAAGGUUUUUCGGGAAUCCUCCAAAGGAAUGGCAGAUUUUGUUGAUAAAAAUCGGAAGCUUUUCUCGAAGUUGAGUGCAAUCUUCCUCAGUUUAGCUCCAUGGAUACAAGUAAGCAGGUCAAGCUCGCUGCUCUUAAUGGUUAAGCCUGCUGUUUUCCUUAUAGCUAUUGGGAUGGGAAUAAUUCUGCAUUUAUUCCUACUUGGUUUUAAUGCUCUCGUUUUACAAGGCCUCUCAACUGUAUCUGGUGGUGACCAAUCAGUUUUUGCCAAGAAAGAAAAUGCCAGUGCUUUUGUCCUUGUCACAAGCCAGAAAACUCUUCCAGUGUUAGUGGCAGUAGUGGAACAGCUUGGUGGUGCAUUUGGUGAAACCGGUUUGCUGGUUCUUCCUUGUAUUGCUGCACACUUGAAUCAGAUCAUUAUCGAUUCUUUUCUUGUCAAUUCCUGGCUCCGGAAGGAUUCUGCAUCGAAACAAGUGAAGUUAGCCUGAGUCAUGGGAAUGCAUACCAUAAUUAUUCGACACAAGCAAAUAUUAUUUGCAAACACACGGAGUUUGUAUGUUACUGGUGCAAGUGGUUAGCAAAUCUGACAAUCGAGUCUCGUAUCAAGAGGAUGUAGAUUUGCAAGAAUUUUGCUACAGGCCACUCUUACGUGCAUUGGUCUCCUCCAUCUUGCAUCCCCAGACACACACACACCUUGUGUUUUUGCUCAUUGAAAGAAUAAAUUGCAUGUAUCUGUAGUUAAUAUAAGUAGGGACUUGAACUCAAUAUUGUUUAUUGAAUUGCCAACUCAUUGUUCUGUAUUGUUUUCUUUCUCUUUUCUCCUGAGGCAGGACCAAUCUAGUUUUAUAUUUGUAGCCAGCUUUUUCUAAUUGGCAUGCCUAUUUGAAACAUGAUAAAUCCGUCGAAGCUUUAACCCCCAUACAAGGCUUCAAUUAGUUUCAACCUAUGGACAUUGGAAGACUUGAAAAGCUGUACAUGGUAUUUCGAAGAAAUGUGAAUUUUAUUUAAUUUGCAGA